This is a messenger RNA of Monoraphidium neglectum, 411 nucleotides long. RefSeq lists its product as hypothetical. The transcript has a single exon. The record is from RefSeq and is a predicted model, not a curated record. The coding region runs from base 1 to 411 and encodes 136 amino acids. Lineage: Eukaryota; Viridiplantae; Chlorophyta; Chlorophyceae; Sphaeropleales; Selenastraceae.
AUGGUGCCGCGCGAGAGGCCCCAAGAGGACAGCCAGCCGCCGCCACCUCUGCAGCCUGCGCACCAGGAUGCCACGGCUGCCAGCCCCGUGCCUGUAAUCGGCCCCCGGGCGUACAUCGAGCAGCCGCUGGACUUCCUGCCGCUGUUCCUCAUGACGCCCCACGUGGCGUCCAUGGCGCCAGGCGAUGCGCUGCUUGCGGGCCGCAGCUGCAGGCCCCGCAAGCCGUUGGAUGAUGCCUGCCUCACGGCAUUCCUGACCGCAGCGAUGCGGACCACAACAGCCACCGCCGACAUCUUGGAGUUCACAUCUGCGGAGGUACUGACUGAGGCUUUUCACAGGAUCGUGGGGCGCCCGUGGGAGUGCCCACCGGGAUAUGUGUCGAUGCUCAGCCUCAUGGCAACGGGAACGUGA